This is a messenger RNA of Medicago truncatula (barrel medic), 2213 nucleotides long. RefSeq names its product transcription factor VOZ1. The transcript is spliced from 5 exons. Gene Ontology annotation, molecular function: sequence-specific DNA binding. The record is from RefSeq and is a predicted model, not a curated record. Bases 249 to 1679 code for a protein of 476 amino acids. NCBI's taxonomy places the organism in Eukaryota, Viridiplantae, Streptophyta, Magnoliopsida, Fabales, Fabaceae. Gene Ontology annotation, cellular component: nucleus. Gene Ontology annotation, biological process: positive regulation of DNA-templated transcription; positive regulation of long-day photoperiodism, flowering.
AGUCUUUGCUUUAUUGCCUCAGAAAGUAAGCAGGAAAAGGAGGGAGAGAAGUCACCAACACAAAAAGUCUCUCUCUCUCUCUCUCUCUCUCUCUACAUUCCUUUAUAUACCACCUUCUCAAUUUUUGGAAGAGACAGUCACAAAAAAUUGAACUCUUUGUUUUUUCACCCCAAAAUUCACAUCACCAACGCAUUUUUGGGGGAAAAAGCGAUUAUCACAGAAUCUGAGGAAGAACUUCGAGUUUGACGAUGAAGAAGGGUUCGAAGAGAAGCUGCAAGUCUGCAUCACAUAGUCUUUUCAAGGACAAGGCGAAGAACCGUGUUGAUGAUCUGCAGCUGAUGUUCUUGGAUUUGCAGUUUGCGAGGAAGGAAAGCCGUACAGUUGAUGCUGCUGUGCUCGAGGAACAAGUUCAUCAAAUGCUUCGUGAAUGGAAGUCCGAGCUCAACGAGCCUUCUCCCGCUUCUUCAUUGCAGCAAGGUGGAAGUCUUGGGUCAUACUCCACCGAUAUCUGUCGGCUUUUGCAGCUCUGUGAGGAGGAAGAUGACGCCUCUAGUCCAUUAACUGCACCUAAGCCUGAACCUAACGACCAGGCUCUACAGGCUGGGGGUAAUGUCAUUUUUCAAGAGGGCCAACAGCAACAUGAUUUCCCAUUGGUUGAUGAGCGCAAACACUCAACCUCAGGAGUUCAAAAUGUGGCAGCCAACCAGGAUGGAGCUGCUUUAGAAUAUCACCAGUUUGAUUUGCAACAGGACUUUGAUCAUAAUUUAUAUGCUGGUUUCAAUGGUACAGGUUAUUGUGAGGAGGAUGCUGUUCCUCUUAUAUCUAGCUAUCUACCAAGUGUAUGCCCUCCUCCUUCUGCUUUCUUGGGCCCAAAAUGUGCACUUUGGGACUGUCCAAGACCCGCACAAGGGUUGGACUGGUGUCAAGACUAUUGUAGUAGCUUUCAUGCCGCUCUAGCUUUGAAUGAAGGGCCACCAGGCAUGGCCCCAGUUCUACGACCCGGGGGCAUUGGUUUAAAGGAUAACUUACUUUUUUCUGCUCUUAGUGCAAAGGCACAAGGAAAAGAUGUUGGCAUCCCAGAAUGUGAGGGAGCAGCAACUGCAAAGUCUCCAUGGAAUGCACCUGAGCUCUUUGACCUUUCUGUUCUUGAGGGCGAGACUAUUAGGGAAUGGCUCUUCUUUGAUAAGCCUCGAAGAGCAUUUGAAAGUGGAAACAGAAAGCAGAGGUCAUUGCCAGAUUACAGUGGACGUGGUUGGCACGAAUCUAGAAAGCAAGUUAUCAAUGAAUUUGGAGGUCUGAAGAGAUCCUAUUAUAUGGAUCCACAGCCUCUGAACCAUUUUGAAUGGCACCUUUACGAAUAUGAGAUUAGCAAGUGUGAUGUAUGUGCCUUAUACCGUUUAGAACUAAAGCUUGUUGAUGGGAAGAAGAACUCCAAGGCAAGAAUAACAAAUGAUUCAGUUGCUGAUCUACAGAAGCAGAUGGUAAAGCUCUCUGCUGAGUUUCCACCUGAUAACAAAAGGCCUGCCAAAGGCAGAGCCAAGAUCAACGCCAAAGUUGGCAUGGGUGCUGUCUAUCCAGCUUCACACAGAAUGGCCCCACUAAGCGGAACAUAUGAAUAUGGGUUAGCUGCACCAUAUGACUAUCUUGUGGAGAACACGGGUGACUACUAUGGGACAUGAUCUACAUUGGAGUAAUGUGCAACAUGCUGUAUUCAACAUGCUUAUACAUUCUAUGCUGUUUCCUUUUGUUUUGGCCUCCUUGCACUGUUUUUCCUUUAUCCCUUCCCCUAGUAACAAGAAUCCAAGGCCAUUUUUGUUUGCCUUGUCUAGAUAUUGUGAAUAGCUCAUUCUCUUACUGGAGCGCGGCACUGGAAGCUGCUGGAUGCUGGAUUCUAACUUAAAUUUUACAGCAAUUGCUGUAUGUCAUUUAUGAUUUGCAAUUUGUUGAAUGCUAGAAUCUAAUUAGCAUCAUUAGAAUUGCCCUGCUGUUUAGGCUCUAUUGCUGUGAUUCAGCUCUGAUUAUAUUUUCAAAAUUAUGCUAAUGUAAGGUCUCAUUUGCACUAUUUCAUGGUAGAAGUCUCAGGACAAACCUUCAAAGGUACAUAGUAUUGGCCAUGUAAUAAAAAUGUCCAGUCUCAUUUUGUUGUAAUUUUUGUAUGAUUGAAGAGAAUCUUUGAAAGCCAUCGGUGAUAUGAACUACCUAAUGUUGGAUGA